AAGCGCGUACCUUUUCGAAAAGAGAAAAAGAAAUUCCUGUUUUUUUUUUUUUCAUUUUGUUUCCUUUUCCUGUUUCUGUUUCUGUGGUGGAACUCUUUUUCUCUCUGUUUUUCUUUUUUCUUUUUUUUCUUUUAUUUGUAUUUUUUUCAAUUUGUGAAUCUUUUAAGUUUUUCUCUGAAUCAAAUUCCUACCUUUUUUUUUUUUUUCCCGGUGGAUUUCCAUUCCAAUAAACAAGAAAGAAAAAGCGGAGCUGGGCUUUAAUUAAUACUUUCUUCAACUUGAAUCUUCUUUACUGUUAAAAAGCAGAGUUCUUGUCCAUGCGAAAGAUUUUCCGAUUUCUCUAAAUUUUUUUUUCUUUUAUUUGCUCGUUCGCCGGAGGGGGGGAGUUCUUCGACGUCGUUUUGGAAUCUGCGUUCGGUGUCAGAAAUGGCCAAGCGUGGAUAUAAGCUGCAAGAAUUUGUGGCUCAUUCAGCUAACAUCAAUUGCCUAACCAUCGGGAAAAAGGCGUGCCGACUUUUUGUUACUGGUGGGGAUGAUCAGAACGUUAAUCUUUGGGCGAUUGGCAAACCCACUUCUUUAAUGAGCCUAUGUGGUCAUACAAGUCCAGUUGAGUCUGUAGCUUUUGAUUCAGCUGAAGUAUUAGUGCUCGCUGGAGCUUCCACUGGUGUGAUAAAACAAUGGGAUUUGGAAGAAGCAAAGAUUGUUCGCACGCUUACUGGACACAGAUCAAACUGUACUGCAGUCGAAUUUCAUCCCUUCGGUGAGUUCUUUGCUUCUGGUUCCAUGGACACCAAUCUGAAGAUUUGGGACAUUAGAAAGAAAGGAUGCAUUCACACAUAUAAAGGUCAUACUCAAGGUGUUAGUACUAUUAAAUUCACUCCUGAUGGUCGUUGGGUAGUUUCUGGUGGAUUUGAUAAUGUUGUAAAGAUAUGGGAUCUAACUGCUGGAAAGCUCUUGCACGAUUUUAAAUUCCACGAAGGUCAUAUUCGGUCCAUAGAUUUCCAUCCCCUCGAGUUUCUACUGGCCACAGGCUCAGCAGACAGAACUGUGAAAUUCUGGGAUUUGGAAACCUUCGAACUGAUUGGAUCUGCUAGACCUGAGCCUACCGGGGUUCGUGCGAUUGCUUUUCAUCCUGAUGGUAGGACCCUAUUUUCUGGAUUGGAUGAAAGCCUGAAGGUUUAUUCAUGGGAGCCUGUCAUUUGUCACGAUUCUGUAGACAUGGGCUGGUCAACACUUGGUGAUCUAUGCAUACAUGAUGGGAAACUGUUGGGGUGCUCAUACUAUCGAAAUUCUGUUGGAGUCUGGGUCGCAGAUAUUUCACUUAUAGAGCCAUAUGGAGCUGGAUCAACACCUGUGCAAAGUGACUGUACCGAGCUGAAAUACAAUGUUAAACUCCAGGGAAGCUUGGAGAAAGUAGGGAGUGGUAUAAGGGCUUCAAGUUUGCGAUGCGUGUCGCCAGAAUAUGAUGCAAAGGAGAUAAAGAACAUAUAUAUGGACUCUGCUGGUGGAAAGCCUGUUGCUCCACCGAGAGUUGAGUCUUUAGCUACUACUCCAAAGGCAAUAUCUCCAUUGGAUAUGAAGGAAAUCAGUGAUCAGCCAACUAAAAAGCAGAGUUCUGCAGUAGGUCUGAAUCCAAAAUGUAAUGAACAUGCACUUAAUAAAUCCUUAGUUGUGCCUAGCAUUGUACCCCGUGAUAGUCCUGAUGGAAAAGACUUGGCAAACUCCACAAGAGAAUCUAUUACCUUUUCAAAGACAAAGCGUGGUAUGUUGCUGAAACCAGCUCAUACGAGAAAGCCAUCAAACAGCAAAAAUGACCUUGAGAGGCUGCCAUUGGCUGUUGAUUCUGGAACUAUUGGCAAUUUGACGGUUAAUUUAGAUGUUGCAGUGGACCAGAACUUCCAAAAGAAAACUGUAUCAGAAGAUGGAGCUAGAGAAUCUUGUGAGGAAAUGAAUUCUAAUAUCAAGAAUGUCGCUGAAAAGUUUGAAAAAGUUUUGUUUCCCCAGACACCCACUAGUCCAGAUGGCUGCAAGAAUUCUGUUGUUUCCAACAAAGAGAUGAGCUCUGUUAAAUUUGUCAAUGGAGUUGCCGUUGUACCAGGAAGGACUCGUACUCUUGUUGAGAGGUUUGAAAGAAGAGAGAGAUCUAAUAGCAAUGAAGAACAAGCUAAUGAUAUGUCAACUCGAAUAAUACCUGAAAUGGAUCAAUCACCACCAAUGCUGAAAGAAGAACCUCAAAUUUCUGGAAGGGAUUCAACAUCCACAAAUGAUAGAGAUGCUACUGAAGAUUUAAUGCAAACUCAUGACAUAUUCUUGAGUACCCUUCGCUCUCGCUUGACAAAAUUACAGGUGGUGCGGCAUUUCUGGGAAAAAAAUGAUAUUAAAGGUGCUAUUAGUGCCAUGAGGAAGCUACCAGAUCAUUCUGUGCAAGCAGAUGUGAUCAGUGUUCUCAUAGAGAAAAUGGAUAUUCUCAACUUAGAUUUGUUUUCUUGCUUGCUUCCUGUGCUUCUGGGCCUACUUGAUAGCAAGACAGAAAGGCAUGCAAUUGUGUCAUUGGAGUUACUAUUGAAGCUUGUAGCAGUCUUUGGCCCAGUGAUAUGUUCAGCCGUUUCAACACCUCGAGCUGUUGGUGUUGAUCUUCACGCAGAGGAAAGCAGGGUAGAAUGCUGCCGGCAGUGCUCUGUUCAGCUGCAAAAGAUCCAGAAGGUUCUUCCGGCACUUGUAAGGAAGGGUGGUUUGCUGGCAAGAAGUGCUCAAGAAUUGAUUCUAGUUCUUCAAGAUUUAUAAGCCAAAACCAACAGUGCCUGCCAGAAGCGAAAAGGGUGUCUUUGUGGAAACCCUUUAAUACAACUCGGUAUAAAAUAUUAAGCAUUUAUAUCGAGUUAAAGUUCCUCAUGUUUCACAAUUUUGCUUUAAUGCUCUCUACCUCUUUUAAGAGUCAUCUUCGGCAAUUAUAAAUAACUAAGUGCUAUUGCUCUGGACUUGAGUUUUGCGAGGCAAAGCUUAAAGCAACACCUCACUCGGCAUAUGAGCUUGAAGGAGGAUGUAGCCAUCUCGUGCAGAGCGUAAGGAUCUCCUAAUUUUGAUUCUUUGAUUCUGGAGAUUGUUUGUUGUUGUAUCUUUCAUUCAUUUGUAUGUAAUCAUGUUCCAGUAUAUAUGUAGACUGCAUUCUAUCUUCUAAAGGUAUAAUAUAAAAGAUACAUUUGUUCUUUUCA
Ziziphus jujuba (common jujube) is the source of this 3212-nucleotide messenger RNA. RefSeq names its product katanin p80 WD40 repeat-containing subunit B1 homolog KTN80.2. Gene Ontology annotation, cellular component: katanin complex. The record is from RefSeq and is a predicted model, not a curated record. Gene Ontology annotation, biological process: microtubule severing; microtubule depolymerization. Gene Ontology annotation, molecular function: microtubule binding. The transcript is spliced from 18 exons. Bases 427 to 2784 code for a protein of 785 amino acids. Lineage: Eukaryota; Viridiplantae; Streptophyta; Magnoliopsida; Rosales; Rhamnaceae.